AUGAUUGUGACAUCAUCACAGGUCCUACACCUCCUCAUCUAUCAGAUACAGAUCAGGUCCUGGUCUCAGUCGCUGCUGUUGUGUUGUGUGGAGAUUUCUGCUCCUCAGUGUAAGUCUCCAUUUUAUCAAGUAAAAUACAGAAGGAUGGAGAAGGACAGGAAUGAGAUGACUAAGAGAAUAUUACACUUCACCUUGGAGAUCCUCCACCUGGUGAUCGGAGAGGAUUACACCAUAGUGAAGAAGACAUGGGGCGAGUGUGUGUCCCCCAGCAGCCAUCUCCAUGAGUCAGGAGGACGGAGCAGGGCCCGGGGCCCCAUCACAGAUCCUCCACCUCACUCACUGAUACAUGAGGAGAAGAUCCUAGAACUCACCCACAGGAUCACAGAGCUGCUGACUGGAGAGGUUCCUAUAAGGUGUCAGGAUGUGGUGGUCUAUUUCUCCAUGGAGGAGUGGGAGUAUGUAGAAGGACACAAGGAUCUGUACCAGGACAUAGUCAUGAUGAAGAAUGACCCCCCAGGGGUAGACGAGGACAUAAUCCACAUGACUAGGAGGACACUAGAUGUGGCCCUAGAGAUGAUCCACGUGAUAUCUGGAGAGGAUUACAUAAUAAUAAAGAAGUCGUCUGGAGAGAUUGUGACCCCAUGUGGGACCAGAGAAGGGAACAGGGCCUGGGGCCCCAUCAUGGAGCCUCCACCUCACUCACUGAUACAUGAGCAGAAGAUCCUAGAACUCACCCACAGGAUCACUGAGCUGCUGACUGGAGAGGUUCCUGUAAGGUGUCAGGAUGUGGCUGUCUAUUUCUCCAUGGAGGAGUGGGAGUAUGUAGAAGGACACAAGGAUCUGUACCAGGACAUAGUCAUCAUGGAGGAUCACCGGCCCCUCACAUCACAAGGAGAAGAUGGAGAGAUCAUGGAGCGCUCCUCAGGAGAAGAUGGAGAGAUCAUGGAGCGCUCCUCAGGAGCGGACCUCCUUACCCCUAAUGUCCAUCCAGAUCUAUCAUAUAAUAAUCCCCCUGAUCAUGAGGAACCUUCUCCUGACCAACCACACAUUGUUACCACAAGGACAGGUCAGAAAGGGGGUAAAAGGGGGGUAACAAGAUCAAGUCUUGUUACACACAGAAGAAUUCACACAGGAGAGAAGACAUAUUCAUGUUCAGAAUGUGGGAAAAGUUUUCUAUAUAAAUCACGUCUUGUUGCACAUGAGAGAAAUCACACUGGAGAGAAGCCAUAUUCAUGUUCAGAAUGUGGGAAACGUUUUUCAUAUAAAUCGCAUCUUGUUAGACACGAGAGAAAUCACACAGGAAAAAAGCCGUAUUCCUGCUCAGAAUGUUUGAAAAGUUUUACAUAUAAAUCAGAGCUUGUUAUACAUGAGAGAAUUCACACAGGAGAGAGGCCAUAUUCAUGUUCAGAAUGUGGAAAAUGCUUUAUAAGAAAAUCGCAUCUUGUUACACAUAAGCAAAGUCACACAGAAGAUAAGCCAUUUCCAUGUUCAGAAUGUGGAAAAUGCUUUAUAAAUAAAUCAGAGCUUGUAAGACAUCAGAGAAAUCACACAGGAGAGAAGCUGUAUUCAUGUUCAGAAUGCGGAAAAAGUUUUCCAUAUAAAUCACGUCUUGCUGCACAUGAGAGAAAUCACACAGGAGAGAAGCCAUAUUUAUGUUCGGAAUGUGGAAAAUGUUUUGAAAGAAAAUCACAUCUUGUUAGACAUUUGAGCAUUCACACAGGAGAAAAGCCGUAUUCAUGUUCAGAAUGUGGGAAAAGUUUCAGAUGUAAAUCAGAGCUUGUUAUACAUGAGAGAAAUCACACAGGAGAGAAGCCGUAUUCAUGUUCAAAAUGUGGAAAAUGCUUUAUAAGAAAAUCACAUCUUAAUCAACAUGAGAAUAUUCACAUAUACGAGAAGCCAUAUUUAUGUUCAGAAUGUGGGAAAAGUUUCAUAUAUAAAUCAGAUCUUCUUUUACAUGAGAGAAAUCACACAGGAGAUAAGCCAUAUACAUGUUCCGAAUGUGGAAAAAGUUUCAUAUAUAAAUCAGAGCUUGUUAUACAUGAGAGAAAUCACACAGGAGAGAAACCGUAUUCAUGCUCAGAAUGUGGGAAAGGUUUUAUUAGAAAAUCACAUCUUGUUGCACAUGAGAGAAUUCACACAGGAGAGAAGCCAUAUUCAUGUUCAGAAUGUGGGAAAUGUUUUAGCGAUAUAUCUGCUCGUGUGAAACAUGAAAGAAGUCACACAGGAGUGAAGCCAUAUUCAUGUUCAAAAUGUGAAAAAUGUUUUACACAAAAAUCAGCUCUUGUUAAACAUGAGAUAAAUCACACAAGAAAGAAGUCAUAUUCAUGUUCAGAAUGUGAAAAAUGCUUUAUAAGAAAAUCACAUCUUGUUACACAUGAGAGAACUCACAUAGGGGUGAAGCCAUAUUCAUGUUCAGAGUGUGGGAAAAGUUUUCCAUAUAAAUCACGUCUUGCUGCACAUGAGAAAAAUCACACAGGAGAGAAGCCAUUUUCAUGUUUAGAAUGUGGGAAACGUUUUCCAUAUAAAUCAUGUCUUGUUGCACAUGAGAGAAUCCACACAGGAGAGAAGCCAUAUUCAUGUUUAGAAUGUGGGGACAGUUUUCAAUAUAAAUCAGAUCUUGUUAGACAUGAGAGAUAUCACACAGGAAAAAAGAGAUAUUCAUGUUCAGAAUGUGGAAAAAGUUUCACAUAUAAAUCCCUUCUUGUUGUACAUGAGCGAUAUCACACAGGAGAUAAGCCAUAUUCAUGUUCAGAAUGUGGAAAAUGUUUUGUAAGAAAAUCACAUCUUGUUACACAUAAGAGAAUUCACACAGGAGUCAAGCCGUAUUCAUGUUCAGAAUGUGGGAAAAGUUUCACAGAUAAAACAGGUCUUGUUAUACAUGAGAGAUAUCACACAGGAGAGAAGCCAUAUUCAUGUUUAGAAUGUGGGAAAUGUUUUAUAAGAAAAUCAGAUCUUGCUAGACAUGAGAGAAUUCAUACAGGAGAGAAUCCAUAUUCAUGCUCAGAAUGUGGAAAAUGCUUUAAAAGAAAAUCACAUCUUGCUAGACAUGAAAGAAUUCACACAGGAGAGAAGCCGUAUUCAUGCUCAGAAUGUGGUAAAUGUUUUACACAAAAAUCCGAUCUUAUUAAACAUGAGCGAAUUCACACAGGAGAGAAGCCGUAUUCAUGUUCAGAAUGUGGGAAAUGUUUUACAAAUAAAUCACAUCUUGUUAUACAUGAGAGAACUCACACAGGAGAGAAGUCUCACCAGUCAAACCUUCCAGUGAGUUGUUGAAGGUGAAAGGAUUCUAAGGGACUAUGAAUGUGAAGAAAGCCCAAAAAGGAACCUGUACGCAGUAAAUUUUUAAUUAAAUAAAAUAAAAUUCUGCCUUGAAAUUGAAAACUCUAUAGUCAGUACAGAAGUGGCUUUUUUUAUUUAGAAAAUUUGAACAAGAACAAGUCUGACAAGUGAAGAAGACGCAAUGACUUUUUCCAAGCAUUCCAAAAUGUAUCCUGUUUUGAGCAUUAUGGGUUGUGUAUGUGCAGGCCUAUGGCAGCAAGGGUGAUGGUGGAUCGGUGUUAGUUGUAGCCAGCAUACAGCAGGCAGUGGUGGACUGGUGUGAUUAGUAGUAGACAGCGUAAAGCAGUGAUUCCCAACCGGGGUGCCGCAGGAUUCGGCCGUCAAAUUUUUUUUUAAUUUUUUUUUAUUUCCUGCACCGGCCUUCCCUGGUGCCACAGGGGGGAGGGAAGUUUGUGUGCGCUUUGCCCCCUCCCCCCUGCAGCCCAGUGAGUGAGUGCCCUGCCAGAGAGGGGAAGAACGUGGAAGCUGCACCAUGCUGGUGUAGUGACCCGUGCCCCAGCGCCCCCCUCCCCCUGCCGCGCAGUGAAUGAGUGCCCUGACUGAGACCGGAAGAAGGGGGAAGAAAAAUUGCUUGCUUAACCCCUUAAGGACGCAGCCCAUUUUGGCCUUAAGGACGCAGACAAUUUUAUUUUUACGUUUUUGUUUUUUCCUCUUUUUACGUUUUUGU
This is a messenger RNA of Hyla sarda, 4006 nucleotides long. RefSeq names its product zinc finger protein 585B-like. The transcript is spliced from 7 exons. Gene Ontology annotation, biological process: negative regulation of transcription by RNA polymerase II; regulation of cytokine production; regulation of immune system process. The record is from RefSeq and is a predicted model, not a curated record. NCBI's taxonomy places the organism in Eukaryota, Metazoa, Chordata, Amphibia, Anura, Hylidae. Bases 1 to 3273 code for a protein of 1090 amino acids.